Messenger RNA from Batrachochytrium dendrobatidis JAM81, 1602 nucleotides. RefSeq lists its product as uncharacterized. The coding region runs from base 1 to 1602 and encodes 533 amino acids. NCBI's taxonomy places the organism in Eukaryota, Fungi, Chytridiomycota, Chytridiomycetes, Rhizophydiales. The record is from RefSeq and is a predicted model, not a curated record. The transcript has a single exon.
AUGAUCGACGAUCUUUCCAUUGAACCACUGCAAGGUCAAAAGUCUAUUCUUCAUGGAUAUGCGGGUGUCACUAACCAGAUGGCAUACAAGGGCACUGUGUCGUUCAAGACUACCAAGGACGCAAAAGUACUCUCACUGACUCUGGAGCUGCGUGGAUCGAUUCAUACUGCUCUUUCCUCUGAAGAGGGCCAUUUUGUUGUCCAGCAGGACAUUCUUUCAAGUGCUCUACGUAUCCUUGAUCCUACCACAGGCUCUACUCCUGAGAUUGAUAUCAAGGGCAAAGGACCAACUAUUUUGGUGCCCAAAGGUACGCCAGCAUUCGAGUUUGCUAUCGAUGUGCCUAAUGACAUUGCACAGGCUCUUCCUGUAAGCUAUAUGCGAUCGCUUCCUCCACCAACUGGUGCUGCUGCAGAUGCAGCAAAAGCAUUUGCUACGGAACUUGCCACUGCCUCAAAAAAUGAUGGAGGCGCAACACUCAAAAAGAGCAAGACUUUCAGCAGCUCUAGUCUUGAUGAAACCACCAAAAAAAACUGGAAUGGUGGUAAAAUAUCAUAUAAACUUACAGCCACCUUGGAAGUGCUGCAGACCAUUCUGCUUAUAUCGAGUCGAAAAGUGUAUACUGUCACCGAAGAGAUUGACUUCCCACGAGUGGAUGCCAUGGCUGUUGCACGAUCGGUGCAUACUAAUACCGGAAGGCUGAUGCAAGGAUCCGACAACUACAUCGAUUACAAGUUUGAACUUGAUCGAACCAUUUUUGGUAUUGGCCAACCAGUCAAAGUAAAUAUCAUCUCUCUCAUUCCAAAAGAGUUCAAGCACUCGAUUGCCCGAGUUACUGUCAAUCUGGUUCAGAUUGAAAAAAUACGUGCCGUUCGCGAUCAAUCACUGGAGCGGCCUCACUGUUAUAAACAGUGCAUUCAAAAGAGCAUCCUUGACAGCACUGAGAUUGAACGUCCUUCUAAAGGAUUCAAGAAAUUCAUGACUACUGUGAGCAAAAAGAUUGAACCAUGGCGAGGAGAGACGACAGUUAUUGUCGAAACUGCCCACCGCAAACUUAGAAACGACCCCAAAUACAAGGCAAUUGAUUCAAUCCAAAGUUUCGACUCGGAGUUUGUAACCGUCACGCAUCAGAUUGAACUGCGAGUCAAAAUUGCAAAUCUAUCUGAAAUCAUGGUGUAUUCUGUCCCUGUUCGCUUCUUUGAUAUUGAUGGCGAUACUCGACAUUGGGUUCUUAACAAUGCAGAUUGUCUCACUGGUGGUGAUGUAACAGAGGAAAAUGAGGACGCAAAGAGCGGUUACAUAUUUGACGAAGAUGAUCUUCCAUAUCUUGAUCCACCAUAUCUCGAUCCACCGGUAAUAGACACCACGCCAUUGACCUUUGAAAAUAUAUCGCAACAAAACUCGAUUGAUGAAGAUGGAAGCGAUAUUGAUGCGUUAAAGGAUGACAAAACUUCCGAGGCACCCGCCUUGGCUACUGGUACUGCCCAACAGAUACCUGUGGCUGCGACUGCCAUAAAAGAAGUAGUGGAACCAGCCAUUUCCACUAUCGAUCAGAAGGAUAAGAAACAGAUACACAAGGAAGUUCUUGAACACAAGGAGGAAUAA